Tuber melanosporum (Perigord truffle) is the source of this 2231-nucleotide messenger RNA. RefSeq lists its product as uncharacterized. The record is from RefSeq and is a predicted model, not a curated record. The coding region runs from base 123 to 2231 and encodes 702 amino acids. Lineage: Eukaryota; Fungi; Ascomycota; Pezizomycetes; Pezizales; Tuberaceae. The transcript has 2 exons.
UCAAUUCCCGUUUCUCGCUCGUCAUCCCACCCAUUUUCAAUAAACAAACUGGAUCCCUUCAUCUUUAAGACCAACUCCACUACGUUCAAGUUCCCUUCUGGGAGGGGGCCACCUCGGCCGCGAUGCAAACGGAAAACCCUCAGCAUGCGCCGCCGUCUCGUUACCGCACGAUUCGGAGGAAACUGGGGCAUCAUUCGAUCAACUCUCAACCACCACCAGCACCAGUACCGCAGCACCAACAACCGCCAAAACCGGUAGCCGCCCCUCUGAUUGAUUCCGUUGGGCCUCCGAAGCCAGUAGUUGAGCAGCCCCUUGCUCGAAACCCUUCCAAGUUUAGGAAGAUUUUACGGCUGAAUACGAAAGAUGUACCUCCUGUUCCCGUUCCACCCAUUCCCCCUACAGCAACUGCCCCACACAGUGGCAAGCUCACGAAGCCAUCGCAUUCCCCGCCAAAGCCGACCCCGAGGUUUGGAAGGAGAAGGGGAAAGUCUACUAGAGCUAUGGGCGAGUCCUCUACGGAAGAGGAAGCUGGGGGCGCGGGCCGCCGUGGGGAGAAUAUGGCCCAGAACUAUGACAUAAAGGUCCCAGUCAAUUCUUCUAGAGGCACAGAACCUAUUGGCAUCCUCAACUCCACUGAUGUCGAGUCUUUUCUGUCGCAUGUGAGGCCUGGGAAACAGCGGAUUGUUGUUGAGAGUUGGCCGAUCUUUGGAUUGCAGCGUCAAAUUCGGUAUUUCGAGAAGCUUAGCGAUGUCCACAGCACCUGGGAAAUUGAAACGAAGUGUCAUUUUCGCAUCGAGAAGAAUGUCUGGGGCCAGACCGGUGAGCGUCUUGAAGAUUAUGCGGCGGAAGAGCCUUCCAGUGGAGUUGCUCAAUUCCACUACUAUGUCCAGGCCGAUAAAAAAUGGUCGAAGCGUUGGAUAAAAUUGGACGGCGGAGCGAUCAAGAUUUCCAAGAAGGAUAAGCCGAGCGAGAAGGACUUUACGCAGACCAUCAAUCUUGACUCGUUCGAUAUUUACAGCUUUGUCAACGCUUUUUCUCCAGAGAGUAAACUGAAAUGUCCUACAAAGUACUGUUUUGCACUGAAAUCGCAGCAUAAGAUGAGCUUGUUUGGGAAAGAUUCGGUUUAUUGCCACUACCUCUCUGCCGAGAGCGCAUCGCAGUUGAGUCGAUGGUUUGCGAUGAUUAGGGAUUCGAAGGCUCGAUUGAUCGCGGAGAAGCUUUCAAUUGUUCCUUGGGCAGCUGAGCCGGAGAUUAAGGCAGAGCUGUCCGUUAGUCAUAAAAGUACCUCUUCUGGCAGUCUUGGGGGCAGGCGCAGGCCCAGACCCUUGAUUUCUCCAGAGGAGCUCGCCCAGCCACCUUCCGAUGCUCAGAAACCCAAGUCGCUACAUAGCGCCAAAUCCAUUAGGAAACCCUCUGGGAGGCAGAGGAGUUGUUCUGGAAGGUCGCCACAAAUUGGUGGAAGUGUCUCGGAUGGGGAAGCAGUGUUUUCACCUGGUGGUCUCCUGGGUUCGGAUUAUGAGGACAAGAAACGCGUCGCCCAACUUAAUUACAGAGAGGAGCGCGCGAAGCCCUGUAAUGAGUUUUCCGGUCUGUUGACCCCCCAAUCGCCCAAAGCUCGGAAUUUCAGUCCUCGGGAUCCCACGCAUCCACUUUUAUCCUUAGAGACCUCUCCUAAGGAAACCAAAUCCCUUAGACGGAGGGAAACAGUGGCUUCAAGGCCAUCCACCUCUCACAAGCAAGGAGGCACUCUACUUAAUUUUGACGAGGGGGAGCCCGUACCAUCGCUACCCCACCGUCAUCGUGGUAGAGGACACUCCAUCUCGGAGAAGAAUGCACGCGAGGGUGGUGGCCUUAUCAGCUUCGCUAAGUCAUCCCUUGAGACGCCCCCGCUUCCUAAUGCUCCUCCUCUGUUUGCGCAACUCAAGCGACCGCAAACGGCGAAAGGUAGAACCCGGCAUGGCGAGGCGAGUGGCGAUGAAGAUCAAACCCCCUUCACGGGCACCGGCCUUCUUGCGGGCAAGUAUCAGUCUGCAGGAGCAGUCACGGCCGGUCACGGCGUCGCUACAUCCAAAGACGCAAUUGGCAAGAACGGCAAGAUCACCCCAUUGCUCAAUCCUUAUGGCAAGAGCGUCUUCGCACCUGGCAGUCUAUUGGAACAGCGGGAGAAGGAGAUGGGACCCACAGGGCCGAUCAUCGAUAGAGAUUAUCACUCAUCGGACUCUGAUUCGUAG